AUGGCUUCGGAAAUUUUAGUCUCCACGGGAACCGAGUUAUCGCAGCAGUUUGAACUUACGGAUAUGGCACGUCAAUACCCAAUGAGAAGCCUGAGGUGUUACCCACGCGUUGUAGAUAGCGCAAUAGUGCAGCAGAUUAGCUCUCAGCAUCACACCAGGAUCAGCAUUACACAGCACCGCACAGUAGCCCACAGUAGCGCACAGAAUCGCACAGCAGCCCAUAGCGCCGAAAAGGACCGGACAGAAGUCACCAUGGCCGCUCAGGACUCCGCGAGGCCGCACAAGAGCAGGCGAGUGCUGAUCGUGGCGUGGGCCGUCAUCUCCACUCUCCUCAACUUCAUCCUCCUGCUUCAAACGCGCGACCCCGAUACAAGCACCGGCAGUUCCGUCAACAGCGACUCGAGCCUGCAAGCCUUCCCCCCGCUGCUCAACUCCCCGCUUUAUCCGCGCGGCCCCGUCCAGGCGCCCGCGGAGGCGGCCUGCUGGCACCGCCAGCGCUACCCCGCCUCGCUCAGGGAGGCGGUGGAGGGGCGCACGGACCCGUGGGCGCUCAUGAAGGCCAUCCCACCCCCAUCCCCAUGCACAGUAGCAGGGCUACAGAUAGAGCAGGUGGAGCCGUACCUCAACUUCCGCCGGGGAUAUGCAUUGCGGCACACAGGGGACGCAGAGGACCGCCUGCACGUGCUGCCGUAUUUCAGAGCGCUGCAAGACCCUGCCAUGGGGAGACGACGGCGUCGAGUGUACCUAGACCUGGGCGGGAAGGAGUUCAACUCGAGUGUGCUGUGGAUGCUGAGGCACUACCCUCUCGACUUCACGGAGGUGCAUGUGUUUGAAGUCAAGAAGGGGCUCUUCCAGCUGCCAGAAAGACAAAAGCAGGACGAUGAGGCCCAAUACCCCGAGAUUCAACCAAGAAAGCGCCUUGAGAAGGUGUCGGUGUUCUGGCGGGGGGACGAGCCUCCUCCAGUGCCCAACUGGAUGGCUGACAGAAUCCAUGUUUAUACCGACUUUGUAGACAACACGGAUUACCAUAAGCAUGUGAACAUCACGCGGUUCAUAAAGGACGUGCUGCGGCUCACAGCAGGAGACACGCUAGUGGUGAAGUUGGACAUAGAGGGCAAGGAGUGGGACGUGCUGCCGGAUUGGCUGCAAGACCCCGACAUGCCACACAUAGUGGACGAGAUAUUCGUCGAGGUGCACUACUCACACCCCUCCGUGCUGGGUUUCGGCUGGCGCCCCUUCAACCACACGAGGGAGCAGGCGACACAACUGCUGGUGGAUUUGAGGGCUAAGGGGUUCUUCAUCCACCCCUGGCCUUGA
Molecule: messenger RNA, 1317 nt
Organism: Closterium sp. Yama58-4
Lineage: Eukaryota; Viridiplantae; Streptophyta; Zygnematophyceae; Desmidiales; Closteriaceae
Source: the annotation of a GenBank genome assembly